This is a messenger RNA of Peronospora farinosa, 321 nucleotides long. NCBI's taxonomy places the organism in Eukaryota, Oomycota, Peronosporomycetes, Peronosporales, Peronosporaceae. The record is from the annotation of a GenBank genome assembly.
AUGACGAAAUAUCACAUCUUUGGAGUCCUAUGGAUUUACUCUGUGGCUAUCAUCUCGCUCUUUGAUACUCGAUAUGCACUGUUUGGAUUCGGUUGGCUCAGCUCAAGUGGAGAUAUUGUCGAUCGCAGUGAAAAACGGACGGAAGGGGCAAACAAGACACUCACAGCAGGCGAUUUCUUUGUUUUGUGCAUCAUCGUAGUGUACUGUAUAUCGCGGAUUGCAAUUGUACGCACGCUUGUCAAAGAGCUUCCGGACCCAUUUCGUACUCGAAAACGUAUCUCAAAUACUAUGUGGGUUGCUAUAUUGGAUACUGGACUCUAG